AUGUCGGCUGAUGAACCUUUGCCUGCCAUAAACGGGGCCCUAGUGCUGUCCCGUUUCGAUACCUUGACUCAGUCGGGCCUUGUUCGGUAUGACAAAAAUCAGGAGAUCAUCGAACACACUGAUGGAGACCUCAAGUUUCAUUUCGUUCUCACCAAUGUACUCGCCCAAAAACCAACUCUCGCUACGCCUCAGCAGCAACUUCUGGCUGAAGGUCAAAACGGCAUCUCGUUGAAUCUCAAGCCGCAACGACCCGGGAGUGAUAUCGAUACAAACGGCUACGAGAUAGGUGACAGUAGUGGUAGCAGCCACUUUCUCAUCGCCAACAAAUUCUGCUUCUCGCGGCCACACCUUAUGAUGCUCACCUGCGAUGGGAACCGCAGGCAACACGAGCCGUUGGAUGAGAACGACUUGGAAGCAGCGUGGACCGCACUGUUAGCUUUGAAUGAUGCAGCAAGGGACUAUGUUGUAUUUUACAACUGCGGAAAAAACAGCGGAUGUAGCCGACUGCAUAAACACAUGCAACUAAUGCCUUUGCCUGCUGACGGUUUUGCCGCCGCGUUUCUCAAUUCCAACGCUGUCAAAGAGCCUAGAGUGCCUUUCCAGUGGUUCUAUCAUCGAUUCGUGGAUAGACCCAUAACGCCUGCCACGUUGGCGAGUAUUUAUGCGCGGCUUUUGCAGCAGGCUACGGAGGCGUGGGAGAAUAGCGCAGGCGACGCUGUGCCUGAUGGGGAGGCUUGCCCGCAUAACAUGGCCUUCACUAGCCGCUGGAUGGUAGUCAUUCCGCGGCGGCGCGCAGCGGUCAACAAAGAGGCCGGAGUGAACUCGCUGGGCAUGUUGGGAGUGAUUGCUGUAGCUACUGAGAGAGAGAUUGACAAUUGGGUUCGAAUUGGGUUGAUCAAGUCGUUAAUGGAACUUGGGGUGGCGAGAAAAGAGAGCGUCACGCAACUUAAGUGA
This is a messenger RNA of Trichoderma virens Gv29-8, 954 nucleotides long. RefSeq lists its product as uncharacterized. Lineage: Eukaryota; Fungi; Ascomycota; Sordariomycetes; Hypocreales; Hypocreaceae. Gene Ontology annotation, molecular function: ATP:ADP adenylyltransferase activity; ATP binding. The transcript is spliced from 2 exons. Bases 1 to 954 code for a protein of 317 amino acids. Gene Ontology annotation, biological process: nucleotide metabolic process. The record is from RefSeq and is a predicted model, not a curated record.